AUGAACUCAACUACCUUUAUCGAGGAUGAUGACAAUCCGAACCUCGUCGCGUAUGUCAACAGAUCUAUUGAGGAUGAAGAGCAAUUCGAUUUUCUCCGCUUCGAGUUUUUGCAACUACUCAACAUCACACGGUUGGGUGUCAAUCUGGUACGGCUGAAGAGUGACAUUCAACGACAAGGCCAUACAAUAUCGGAUCAAUCAGAGCGCUUGACGUCCACAUUGAGAGAUUACGCAACGGCAGUUCGCGACCAUGAAUAUCUCCAGAAUCACCAAAGCCUUGACCAGGCCGAGACGACGCGGCGAAAACUGCUCCUUCAGAGAUACUUCCAGUCACGAAGCGACUUUAAUGACCCCUUCCAGUCUCACUAUUCGGCUUUCAACGAGAGACCUGACAAAAUUGAUCCUCUACGAUGGACCUUCAUGAGAUACUUCCCUUCCCGCCUUACGUUUUCCCACCACGAAAAGCGCAAAAGGAAGAAGGAAUACCUCGACGGCGAGCCGCCAAAGUACGUUUCGGCAUUUGUGGACAGGCUUGUACGUUCCACCAUCGCCAUCACUGGUGGACUCUUUGUUAUCGUCCCAAUGAUCAUCAUGAGCAUUGAUGAAUCGCAAGUCAAGAGCUUGGUCACAGUGUCAGUGGCUGUUGUUGUCUUUGCACUUAGUGUCUCCUUUGGUGUGCCGGUCUCAAAUAUUGAAACGUUGGUUUCUACUGCGACUUAUUCUGCUGUACUUGUCGUGUUUGUGGGCACAAGCACUGGGUCUGGAGGGUAA
Messenger RNA from Fusarium keratoplasticum, 771 nucleotides. RefSeq lists its product as uncharacterized. Lineage: Eukaryota; Fungi; Ascomycota; Sordariomycetes; Hypocreales; Nectriaceae. The record is from RefSeq and is a predicted model, not a curated record. The coding region runs from base 1 to 771 and encodes 256 amino acids. The transcript is spliced from 2 exons.